CUUCCACGAGCCCAGAAGAAUGGAUAUCUCAAAAGAAAAUCAUGAGAACCUUGAUCUUCCUGGCCAGGUACGCCCAUCCGACUACGUAGCUGGCCAUCACUAACCACUUACGCAGCUGGCUUUCAGCGUCUCUGGGCAGCAACCCGGAGAUCAUGGCAGCUUUUCAACCAGUGUUUGAGGAGUCAUACGCCGUGGUAGAAGACAAUCCAACUAUCGAAUCGCUCGUACAGGAGCAGAUGACAUCCAUCGGCGUGCUCACAACGGGCGUUCUCAAGGACGUAUUCCUCAAAAAACAGCUGAGUGUUGUCGCGACGCGCGAACACAAGCUGAAGCUGGCUGAAUGGCUAAGCAAAAUACCUGCGCCAAUGCAACUAGAUUCGUUGACCAGAAAUGAAUCCUUGACAACGAACCAGAGGCGAAGUGUCUUUCUUGUCCACGUAAACUACUUGGGAGCGUUGCUACUUUUGUACCGUCGUCAUCUGUUUUACCUCUCCACAACACAUCAGGAUGUGUCGUGGCAGUUGGAUGGCGACAUGGACGAGGCUCUAGCCUAUGCCGAAGACGCCGUAGCCGCCGCGCUACAUUCUGCGCUGCUCCUGCGUUCACUCAUGUCAGAAAGAGCAAUGUUCAAGCGAUGUUGGCUUAUAAUCUACCAAUCAUUCAGCGCGUGUACGGUUUUGCUCUUCCACGUCGCUCAAAAGCGACUUCACGGGGCUAGACCGGCGGAAUAUGAGGAAGAAGUUUCCCAUGCGGAAUCCUGUCUCGACACGUUUGAAUACUGCUCAGGGAGACCUGGUCGCCAAAGGCUAUCACGAGAUGCUACAAUUCUACUACAAGGCCCUGAAAACGCCGCCAGUCAAUGCCUCCAGUGGUACAGGCAAGCAAUCGCCACAUGCUAAAGCGCUAGGACAUACCACAAUGCAGACUUCCGCUAGUCAUGGAGGCUCCCUGCGUCCCCGUGAGGUCGCCAAUCGGGUGGGCGACAUCCUCAAUUGGCCUUAUCAGCACGGCUGGCCUUCUGACCGCCACGAAAUCAUAUCAUCUGUCGAGGGAACUGAUUGCCUUGCUGGGUUGGGGUGUGGCGCUCCGAAUGAUCUUGCAGAGACCACGGGACU
Messenger RNA from Exophiala viscosa, 1115 nucleotides. RefSeq lists its product as uncharacterized. Bases 153 to 899 code for a protein of 248 amino acids. The record is from RefSeq and is a predicted model, not a curated record. The transcript has 2 exons. Lineage: Eukaryota; Fungi; Ascomycota; Eurotiomycetes; Chaetothyriales; Herpotrichiellaceae.